Molecule: messenger RNA, 26158 nt
Organism: Pelobates cultripes (western spadefoot toad)
Lineage: Eukaryota; Metazoa; Chordata; Amphibia; Anura; Pelobatidae
Source: the annotation of a GenBank genome assembly
AUGUUAACUCCUGCAUCCCUGCGCUGCUGGCAGUCUCUGGGCAGGAGAAGGGGCUUCUUGCUGCUGCAGACAUGCAGGGUGACUGGGACCCAGAACAGGACCAUAGUAGGGGCUGCAGCAGGGGUAGCAGAGGGGGAAAAGAAAUUGAAGACAUUUGAUGAUCUGCCUGGACCGUCACUUCUCAACAACAUCUACUGGGUCUUCCUGAGAGGAUACCUGCUGUAUUCACACGACUUACAGGUACGUUUAACCUUUAUGUUCCAGGCUCACAGAGAUGGAGCAUUGCAAUGCCACCCACCAUUUAAGUUUCAGGGAACCAGAUAAUGACACUAGCAAUACCUGAACUGAAGGGCAAUGAACUUGGGUUGAAUCAGUGCUACAAAUUGUUGUUCUCUUCAGUUAUAUAAAAAUGAGCUCUUUUUUUUUUUUUUUCCUCAAAUGUGCGUUCUUCUGUUGCACAGAAUCUGCGUACUUCUAUUAUGUGUUGCUAAUUUAAAUGGUACCGGUCAUUGCUGUUACAAAGUUUACUCUUUUGAAAGAGCAUUAAAGUUUGUUUAUACAUUGUGCGAGCAGUUUUUCCAGCAAAUGUAUAAUUUGUGAGGAAAAACCUAUUUAACAAUGGUUCAGGCAGCCAGCUUGGCAUGCAAUCAUAUCCCCUUUAUUGGGCACGACUCACCCGUUAGCACAUCUCCAGUGAUGCACACAGUAUCUUUGUCAUGCCCCCCAUAGUGAAUUCAGAUUUAUACACCCCAAUGUCUUAGUGUUAGGGGGUGUGCAUGCGUGUACUUGUGAAAUCAACCAGUAUGUGUGUGAAUGCAGAGGUGUACAGCAGUUUGCUGGAGGGAGUAUGAAUCAUUUUCUAUAUGAGAAAAAAAAACCAGAAAAAAAGGUGCGCUGUACUUUACCCCCUUAAGGACACAACAUCUGGAAUAAAAGGGAAUCAUGACAGAAUAUUUCCGUCAUGUGUCCUUAAGGGGUUAAAGUGCAAAAUCAUAUAGUAGCAUAAACAUGCAGAAACAGUGAAUUGUCAUAAAGUGCAACAAUCUGUGUCAACACUCUUAUUCACAUAUACAUCAAUCUGUGUGAAUAACCAACUCAGUGUAAGCUUCAGGAACCACUUAAAGUGAUAUUGUGCAUAAAAAUAACAACUUACACUAGCAGCAACUCUUCAGUUAAAUCACAUCUCCAAAUAUAGGAACAUAAAAGGAACAAAACAAAUAUAGUGUGAUGUAAAAUAAAUGGAUAAAAUUAUUGGUGAGAUAAGCUCACAAAUAUAGAGCAGAUGAGUCUUCUCCAAACUUUGACAGCCCAAGUAAAAACUUCCACUCUGGCCAGUGAAACAAGUGAACAGUUUUAUUGAAGACAGAUAAAAAUAAAUCUCACCUGGGUCUCUUCUGGAAGAACAAGCUUGCUUCUGGACGCGUGCAGUUGCCAGCCUGCAAAAGUAUUACAUGCACCUUCCUAGUACAGCAGUCUUCGUGGUCGUGAUACUUCCGGGAGGCGGGGUUUGCGUGGUGACGUCAAGUUUGAGGAAGCCAUUGAUUCGACGAAACGCGUCAUCUGACUUGACGUCACCAUGCAAACCCCGCCUCCCGGAAGUAUCCCGAACGCGAAGACUGCUGUACUGAGAAGGGGGACAUGGGCUGAGUAAGGGGACAGGGACUAAGGAAGGGGCUGAGGAGCGGGACAUGGGCUGAGUAAGGGGACAGGGACUGAGGAGCAGGACAUGGGCUGAGAAGGGACAGGAACUGAGGAGGGUCUGAUUUAAAAAAAACCUCCCUUACCUUGCAGGAUCUGGAGUGGAGUAGGCCAGGGCCAGAGGCAGAGCCAGAGGCAGGGCCAGAGCCAGAGGCAGGGCUGGAGCCAGAGGCAGGGCCAGAGGCAGGGCCGAAGUCAGAGGCAGGGACAGAGGCAGGGACAGAGCCAGAGGCAGGGCCAGAGGCAGGGCCGAAGCCAGAGGCAAGGCCGGAGUCAGAGGCAGGGCCAGAGCCAGAGGCAGGGCCAGAGCUAGAGGCAGGACCAGAGCCAGGGCCAGAGCAAGAAGCAGAGCCCGAGCCAGAGGCAGGGCUGGACACAGAGGCAGGGCACGAGCCAGAGGCAGAGCCAGGGCCAAGGCCAGAGGCAGAGCCAGAGCCAGAGGCAGGGCCAGAGCCAGAGGCAGGGCCUGAGCCAGAGGCAGGGCCAGAGCCAGAGGCAGGGCCGAAGCCAGAGGCAGGGACAGAGCCAGAGCCAGAGGCAGGGCCAGAGCCAGAGGCAGGGCCGGAGCAAGAGGCAAAGCCAGAGGCAGGGCCGAAGCCAGAGGCAGGGCCGGAGUCAGAGGCAGGGCCAGAGCCAGAGGCAGGGCCAGAGCCAGAGGCAGGGCCAGAGCUAGAGGCAGGACCAGAGCCAGGGCCAGAGCCAGAAGCAGAGCCCGAGCCAGAGGCAGGGCUGGAGCCAGAGCCAGAGGCAGGGCCCGAGCCAGAGGCAGGGCCGAAGCCAGAGGCAGGGCCGGAGCCAGAGCCAGAGGCAGGGCCGAGGCCAGAGGCAGGGCCAGAGCCAGAAGCAGGGCCAGAGCCAGAGGCAGGGCCCGAGCCAGAGGCAGGGGAUUCGGAUUUGUGCUGCCCCUCUGCUCUGGCGGUCGCUUGUGCCAGCCCUGGGUCCUGCAGGACUAGUAACGGGAACUGCGUUCCAGCUGUGGAAAAAGUGCAGAGAGAGAGGCAGGGCCAGAGCCAGAGGCAGGGCCAGAGCCAGAGGCAAGGCCGAACCCAGAGGCAGGGCCAGAGCCAGAGGCAGGGCCAGAGCCAGAGGCAGGGACAGAACCGGAGCCAGAGGCAGGACCGGAGCCAGGGCCAGAUCCAGAAGCAGAGACCGAGCCAGAGGCAGGGCUGGAGCCCGAGCCAGAGGCAAGGCCAGAGUCCGAGCCAGAGGCAGGGCCGGAGCCAGAGGCAGGGCCGAGGCCAGAGGCAGGGCCAGAGCCAGAAGCAGAGCCCGAGCCAGAGGCAGGGCCCGAGCCAGAGGCAGGGCCAGAACCAGAGGCAGGGGAUUCAGAUUUGUGCUGCCCCUCUGCUCUGGCGGUCGCUUGUGCCAGCCCUGGGUCCUGCAGGACUAGUAACGGGAACUGCGUUCCAGCUAUGGAAAAAGUGCAGGAACGCCAUUCCCAUGUGUUCCUGCAGGACUCUAACCCUGCUUACACCCCUUUGUGUGUCUCUUACUUCCCUUAGCCCCUUUGUGUGUCUCUUCGCCCUCCACCCUCACCCCACCUUCUUUAUGCAUCUCAUUCUUUCCUUCAGGCCCUUUCUGAGGCUUUUUCCUCCAAUGCCAUAUAGAUAUAGAUAGCAACACACAAGCAAACAGGCACACAGAAUUAUUCAGGCACACAAUCAAACAAACACAGUCAUACAGGCACACAGUAGUACAAUCUACACAUACAAGUACACUGUCAUAUAGAGACGUACAGACACAGUCAUGCUGAGACAUACAGACACUGUCUGUUACAUCAUGCCAUAUUCUGCGGAGAUGUCUGGCUUUGGCUUCUGGUAUCCAGUACUCUUUUUACAAUUCUUGUUUAGUUUUUCUUGUUUUUUUUUGUUUUCUAUUCUAUGUCUGGUUUUCUUUAUGCUGGGAUUUUCUGGGUUCAUUCCUGUAAUUCCCAGUUUCCAGGUUUCCUUUAAAUGUUUGUUUUAUGUUGCUACACCCGUUUGUUUUCCACCAUUCCUUUUGUUUCAGUACCCUGCAGGCAGCUGCUCAAGCCUUCUGCCCUUUCUUGCAGGUAAGUGCUAUUGUGGUUUAGUAUGGUUCUUUUAGCGAACAUUAGGCAGUGUAGGACCUGCCAGAUAUGGGGUACAUUGGCGUUGUGGCAGGCUUAUUCAAGGUAUGAUCAUAUAAUGUAACUAAAUCCCCAUACUUUUCAUAUAUAGUGCUUAGUUAUGUCUCCUCUUGUUUUGCCUAUCAUAUCUUGUCUUGUUUUAUUUUGUAUUCCCAGUCCAUGUACAGUCCUGUCCAGUCCUGCCGCUGUUUAGUUAAUGUUCCCUUAUGUAUUGUGUACAUGUUCUGGGUUUAGCUUCCUAUCCUUCUCUGGUUCGGGGUUCUACUAGUUCUGUCUUGUUUUCAUGUUUGGUCCCUGUUCUAGUCUUGCCUUGUUUCUAAUACUGGAUACAUCCUAGCAUUCAUCUGCUCUGGCUUCCACUAUGCUACUACAGGGUCUUGGUUUGUGGCCGCACAAAAGCUGGUGCUCAACACCAGGGGGCGUACGGUUACCCUGCACCAGGCCCUGAUAGUCCAUUACCUCGCUGAAGGCUCCGCUCAUCUCCACUUCAGGCACUCAGGGGUCCCGGUUUCCGUUCCGCCACCCGUGACAGUCAUACUGAGACAUACCUUGCAAAUACGUUUCAUUGAGCUGCAUUGGAAAUUCUGUGAUUGGACAGACAUAGAAUGUCUGGGCGGGGUUAAAAUGGAAGGGCUUGCAAAGGCUACAGACAAGAAAACUGCAGCUUUUGCAAGCUGUUUUUAGAUAUACCACAAUAACAAAAAAUCAUAAUUAAAUGCAUACAUGUUUUAAUUGGGGGUAGAGGGUCCCUUUCAAUUUGAAAUUCACUUUGAAAUCCUCUGAUAAAUCAACCUGUGAAUCUUUUCAAAUAUAGAGCUCUCUGUAAGUGGGAUUUUAGUGAACCAGUCCAUUAAAGGAACACUAUAGUCACCUAAAUUACUUUAGCUAAAUAAAGCAGUUUUAGUGUAUAGAUCAUUCCCUUGCAAUUUCACUGCUCAAUUCACUGUCAUUUAGGAGUUAAAUCACUUUGUUUCUGUUUAUGCAGCCCUAGCCACACCUCCCCUGGCUAUGAUUGACAGAGCCUGCAUGAAAAAAAAACUGGUUUCACUUUCAAACAGAUGUAAUUUACCUUAAAUAAUUGUAUCUCAAUCUCUAAAUUGAACUUUAAUCACAUACAGGAGGCUCUUGCAGGGUCUAGCAAGCUAUUAACAUAGCAGGGGAUAAGAAAAUCUUAAUUAAACAGAACUUUCAAUAAAGAAAGCCUAAAUAGGGCUCUCUUUACAGGAAGUGUUUAUGGAAGGCUGUGCAAGUCACAUGCAGGGAGGUGUUACUAGGGUUCAUAAACAAAGGGAUUUAACUCCUAAAUGGCAUAGGAUUGAGCAGUGAGGCUGCAGGGGCAUGUUAUAUACACCAAAACUGCUUCAUUAAGCUAAAGUUGUUCAGGUGACUAUAGUGUCCCUUUAAUAUGCUGAGAAAGGGCUGGUUAACAUGUAAACUCUGCUGAAAAACAGUUACUGAUGAAUUCAUAUUGUGAUCUUAUCCUUCAUUUUGUAACAUAUCAGAUCAUUUUCAAGAAGAAAUAUGGCCCUAUGUGGAAAACGUCUAUGGGACUUCAAAAAACAGUGAAUGUUGCUGAUGUGGAUUUAAUAGAAGCCAUCCUUAGACAGGAGGGAAAAUAUCCAAUGAGAACCGACAUGGAUCUUUGGAAAGUCCAUCGUAAUAUGAGGGAUCUGGCCUAUGGUCCAUUUACAGAGUGAGUUUAAAGAAUUCCUUUCACCAACCCAUCAUUCAUGGAAUGUAUUGUCUAUGCAAAGCAUGUAGAUCUGGGAACAGAGAGAGGUCUGUUCAUUUCUACCACUUCCCAAAUUACCAAGUUCUGUAUCAGUCUUGUCAUUUGUAACCAAUUCAAAAGAUAACUCCAUUAAACUACAUUCUUCUAGUUGUGCUACAUUUUCUCAAUAUUAACUCACUUCAUCCCAGAGAAAGGGAGGGAGAUAAAUAACUUUUAAAAGGUUCUAAAAUAUGCCAGUAUCACUGUGUUGCAAGGCAGCAGAAUACAUAAAUGGUGCUGUGAAAAGAAGAAGCUGCAGAUUGGCAGAGGCACCAAUUAGUACAGAAAGAUUUUCACACAAGCCAGCAUUAUAUCAAACAGUAAAAGGUUUAAACACACAUUACUUAGUGAGCCAAAAGUACAAAGAGUGUCCCAGUCUAUACUUGGAACACUCUCACCGGCAGUAGCGCAGAGAUGUAAAGGGCCGUUGUCAGGACUAGCGUGCCCAUGUUAAUAGAGCAUCUUCGGAUACACAUUUAGGCACUUUAACAACAAUUGUAAAUAUUGAGGUGUGUGGUCAAAAGUGGGGAGAUGUGAGUUAAUUAAUGGAUUGGGGGGAUUCAACAAAUUUGAGAAGUCCCUGUUUUUAUUUUUUUAUGACUUGAUAAAUGGUAUACAACAGAGAAUACAUUUGUAUUGUUUGGAUAUAUGCACAAAAGGACAUGAUUGUGGACCUGUGAAUUAAAGAGGAGCUGCCCUGCUUUUAGUUCUUUCUACAAAGAGUUUAUUUGUCUAUUUGGUAUCAAAUGAGAAUCAUAGUAAGCUAGAAGUGGUUCUUUUUAAUAAUUGUUACCAUGUUAAACAAGUGUCAACUGCACUUAAAAGGAGCACUAAGUAAUACAAGGUAGAAAAUGCAGACAAAGAUAAGCGCUAUUUAACCAGACCCCAUACAAUUUAGAGAUAUUGAACAGGUAGGCAGCACACCUUAAAGUUUAGGGCUCCCUCUUAGCCCUACGUACAGAUACAAUGGUAAAAGAAGGAUAGGGGGAAAGGUUGCACCAAAACAAUAGUCGUCCACUAUUUAUAAGCAACACAAAAAGCUAUUAUAAUAGAAUAAAAUAUAUGAGUAAAAUGGUAACUAUUACAAAAAAUGAUAGAUAUUGUAGAAAAAAGUCCAGAAUAGGAGCAUAGACUUGCCAGAAGAGAUGACUUGGGAAUUCUUUAGAGAAUAUUCUUUCGCCAGGGGAUCAGAGUUAGAAGAAGUCUUGCAAUUCGUAUAUAUAAAAAACAGAGAGAGAAUAAUAGUGUAAUAUAUCCCAAAAUGUUUGCAUAUAUUAAAAGGUCUAUAUGGUUCUACUCACAUCUUUUAGAGCUAUGACCAGCUCUAGCAUGGAUAGCGUACAGUGGUACAAUCCCCACUUAUAGGAUACGUGAGACGUUGAUAGUUUUUUCAAUGUUGUGAAGACCAUAAUAUGAUAAAAGGAACAAUAAUAGUGCUCACUGUUUUAAAAACUCAAGGAGUGUAGAAAUUUAUAAAUUAGUACUCGCAUUUGAUUGAGAACGCAAGCUGCUCAAUGAAUAGCGCUUAAGUGGUAUAAUCCCCACCUAGUAUUCUUUAGAGUAGUCCUCACUGGCCUCCUGAGUAUAACAGUACUCCUCACGUACAGGUUUUAUAGUGUUUUUGAAAGUUACAGGUUCAAAUAUAAGGCUUGAUUUUCAGUUUUUUUCACAUUGAAAUUUGACAGAUUGGUUAUGUUGCCUUUGAGAGCCUAUGGAAGCCCAGGAAUGAGAAUUACCUCCAUGACGGCAUACCAUUUGCAAAAGAAGACAACCCAAGGUAUUGCAAAUGGGGUAUGUUCAGUCUUUUUUAGUAGCCACUUAGUCACAAACACUGGCCAAAGUUAGCAUUCAUAAUUGUUUUUUGCAUUUUAUCACACAAAGAAAUAUAAAUGCUAAUUUUGGCCAGUGGCUACUAAAAAGACUGGACAUACCCUAUAUUGAAAACCCUGAGUUGUCUACUUUAAAAAAAUAUGUACAUGUGAGGUGUGAUUUAGAGAUUUAUUAAAGAUGUUACAAUGUCACAAUUUAUACAUUUUAAAAAUAUAUAUUUUGAAACAGCAAUGUCCUACUUGUACUUAUAGCCCUAUAACUUGCAAAACAAAGCUGAGAACAUGUUAACAUUGGGUAACAUUUCUAAACUCAGGACAAAAUUGAGAAACUGUUUAGCACAGGUGUUUUUUGGCUGUUGUAGAUGCAUAACAGAUUUUGGGGGUCAAAGUUAGAAAAAGUGUUUUUUUGUUUUUUUUAAAUGUCAUUAUAUUUUAUAAUUUGUUUUUUAGUAAAUGAUAUGAUGAAAAUAAUGGUAUCUUUAGAAAGACCAUUAAAUGGAAAAAAACAGUAUAUAAUAUGUGUGGGUACAGUAAAUGAGUUAAAAGAAAAUUACAGCUAAACAGACCUGGUCCUUAAUGGAAAAAAAAUUUAAAUACGUCUGUCACUAAGUGGUUAAAAGUUUCUAUCAUAUCCCCCCGUCUUGUCUUUCCUCCAAGCUAUACAUGUUAAGUUCCUUUAACCUUUUCUGGUAAGUUUUAUUCUGCAAUCCAUGAACCAGUUUAGUAGCCCUUCUCUGAACCCUCUCUAAAGUAUCAAUAUCCUUCUGAAGAUACGGUCUCCAGUACUGUGUACAAUACUCCAAGUGAGGUCUCACCAGUGUUCUGUACAAUGGCAUGAGCACUUCCCUCUUUCUACUGCUAAUACCUCUCCCUAUACAACCAAGCAUUCUGCUAGCAUUUCCUGCUGCUGAAAUAAUUACCCCUAAAUCCCUUUCCUCAGAUGUUGUAUCAGACAUUCUGUUCUCUGCUCCUGGGUUUUUACAUCCAAGAUGCAGCUUAUCCAAUGCAGCUCAAUGAGAAGUCUUUGCAAGGCCGGUGCUCUGGGCAAAUGCUGCCUCUUGCAUUUAGUGCAACUAAUACAACCAAACCAAGAAGUAACAGGACCUGUCAUCUGCUUGAAAAGCCAGGGAGAUGUAAACAGUACAAUUUAUAUUUUUUAUUGAAAUCUGCUCUUUUUCUAAAAUGAAAAAAAAGAAAACACACCCUUCACACAUAAAGCUAUUUGGCAAGUUAAAGUGAUUUUGGGGUCUGCAGUGUCCCUUUAAAGAAUCCUCAUAGGAAAGCACGAAAUCAAUACUUUUCUAUGGGGUCAUUUGAAACUGAUGCAAAGUGUGAGGAUUUCUAAUGUCCUUUCACAGCGUAAAACUCUGUUAGGGACCCGGUAGCGCUUCUAGUGGCUGUCUAGAAGAAAGCCAAUAGAGGUGGUGUAAACCCUGCAAUGCACUUAUUGUGUUUCUCAAAAAAAGUAAGGAUUUACAUUGCAGGGUUAAGGUCACUGGGACAGAGCACCCAGACCACUACAAUGAGAUAAAGUGGUCUGGGUGACUAUAGUGUCCUUUUUAAUAUCCUUAAUACUUUAUGCAUUAUUAUAAAAUAAUUUAAUAAUUUAGGUAGUUUCCAUUCUUUUUGUUGCUUCUGUUUUACCGCUUGAUUGUAUACGUUUAUAUAAGAUGAACCCCAUGUUCCGUGCUUUCAGGGAAGGUCACCGUUGGCACACACUACGAAAAGUACUGAAUAAGAGAAUGCUGCUGCCCCAGGAAGCGGUGUUGUACACGGGAUCAGUUAAUGAAGUGGUUACAGACUUUCUGCUCAGACUGGAUGAGAUGAGAAAGGAAUCUCCUUCAGGAGUUAUGGUCAAUGACCUACCAAACGCCCUCUACAGAUUCGCCUUUGAAGGUUGUAGUUUUUAAAAUACUUUGUGAAACUAACCUGUUUGUAUACAGCCAUGCUGCCUUAAUGCAAGACAUUGGAUGAAAUGAGGGCUAGCCAAUGGAUGGAUAAAAUCACACACUCACAUUCAGAUAGUUUGACUCCCGUAAUUCAGUAUACAAUAAAUUGUAAAUACAUUGGGGUAUAUUCACUAAAAUGGAUAUCGUGGAGAAUUGACAAGAGAAUUACACAUAUUAGUCGCUAAACUGGAAACAUAACUAAAUUGAAGAACUUUAACAGUUUGGCUAUUUUGGCUUUAAAUGUUGAAUUAUCUUCUUAAUUCUCCACUAGUGAUGUCCCGAACGGUUCGCGAAUGGUUCGCCACGAACGGUUCACCACGGACUCAUCAUUGAGUAAACUUUGACCCUGUACCUCACAGUCAGUAGACACAUUCCAGCCAAUCAGCAACAGACCCUCCCUCCCAGAUCCUCCCAUCUCCUGGACAACUCACUAAGAAUGCAGCUUCAAAAUGGAUGCUGUCCAGGAGGUGGGAGGGUCUGGGAGGGAGGGUCUGCUGCUGAUUGGCUGGAAUGUGUCUGCUGACUGUGAGGUACAGGGUCAAAGUUUACUCAACGAUGAGUCCGUGGCGAACCGUUCGUGGCGAACCGUUCGGCGAACCGUUCGGGACAUUACUAUUCUCCACUAGUGAAUUAUCGUGAUUAAUUUUGUGGAAUUGUUGAACGAUUAGCACAUAUGACUUAUUGUAAUAUUUAUUCUCCAAGAUAAAUAUUUAUAAAUACAUAAUUAGUAUAAUCAAUGAGACCUAAUCUUUCACCAUUGCAUUGUAUGUGUUUACAUUGAUCAAACAAGAUGUAAAAUGCGUUCAGUAAGAUUUUGGAAAACUAUUGAUGUUUACAUUAUUAUUACAAUUAUCUUUUUUUAUAUGACUGCUGGUUCAUGGAUUUUGGACAAGUAGACUUGUCUUUAUUCAUUAAUAGUGUCCGUCAAUCCUGUUCACAGGAUCCUCCAAGAGGACAUGAUUUGAGAACAUUAUAGCUAUGAUUCACCGUACGUCAGUGGAACUGUCUGAGACACUGAUAAAGUCCCUUGUGUUAAAGUGUUAACCCAGGAUAUCAGAGAUGUUGGAGAUAUCAUAAAAUGUUGGCCUGUUAUUGACUCUCAUGGAUAAGUUUGAGAUGUACUCACCUGACCCAGUGAAGGAAAACAUCUGACUGAUUGGACUGCUUCAUUAAGGUUGAACCAACAGCCAUCCAUGGGUCAGUCAUUCAAUGAGAACUGAACCUUUCCUUACUUAUAAAACUUACCAGGAAAGGUUAAAGGAUCUUGACAUCUAUAGCUUGGAGGAAAGACGAGACAGGGGGGAUAUGAUAGAAACAUUUAAAUAUAUAAAGGGAAUCAACACAGUAAAGGAGGAGACUAUAUUUAAAAGAAGAAAAACUACCACAACAAGAGGACAUAGUCUUAAAUUAGAGGGACAAAGGUUUAAAAAUAAUAUCAGGAAGUAUUACUUUACUGAGAGGGUAGUGGAUGCAUGGAAUAGCCUUCCAGCCUAAGUGGUAGAGGUUAACACAGUAAAGGAGUUUAAGCAUGCGUGGGAUAGGCAUAAGGCUAUCCUAACUAUAAGAUAAGACUAGGGACUAAUGAAAAUAUUUAGAAAAUUGGGCAGACUAGAUGGGCCGAAUGGUUCUUAUCUGCCGUCACAUUCUAUGUUUCUAUGUUUCUAUGUUACUUCUCUUUAGUCCUUACGAGAACUUUAUCUUUAGAGUAGCUAUUUAUUUUACAGAAGUCAUACAACUUCUUGUUCACUUAUUUUAGGUAUUUCUUACAUUCUGUUUGAGACUCGGAUCGGUUGCUUGAAGAAUCAGAUACCUGCAGAGACUCAGAACUUCAUAAAAUCUAUCGCUGACAUGAUGAAGUACAAUAUAAUUAUAGUUCUCCUUCCACAGUGGACCAAUGACAUCCUGCCAUUCUUUAAAUACUACAUAGAAAGCUGGGACAAUAUCUUUAACUUUGGUGAGUAGUUUUAUUAAAAUAAUUCUCUCCUCGUUAGUCUUGUACUGGAACAUUCAUAAUCUUGAUUUUCCAAUUUAGGAAAAAAGUUGAUUGACCAGAAGAUACAGACCAUACAGGAUCGUUUGGAAUGUGGUGAAGAAGUAAAGGGUGAAUACUUGACAUAUUUACUAUCCAGUGGAGAGUUAACACCUAAGGAAGUGUACGGCAGUGUGGCUGAACUGCUAUUGGCUGGAGUGGACACUGUAAGUAAAUAUUAGUUACUUAUUUUAAAAACAUAUUUAAAAAAAAUAGUUAGCAUGAAAGUGUAACUCUUUCAGAGUGUUGUUUUUUAAAAUUAAUUAAUUAAUAAUUCUUUAGGGCCCAGGCUCCAUCCUUCCAUCCCAAAGACAACAUUAAGGAACACAUUGAUUCCCCAUUGCUAUGUUUGGGAACUGCUAAUAUAGAUUAAAAAAUCCAAGAAAUUGGGUAGACAAUUUCAUAGCCCAUUAAAUGUUGCAUUCAGCUGUAGUUGUUAUAGUGCUUGGAGAGUGUAACCUAGUCUUACUGCAUUCUUUUUAUAGAGUAAAAGGUGUGAGGUCAGCUCAGGAACAAAGUUCAACCGUAGCGUAUUGCGUAAAUACAAUUAGAAUAUAAGGGAUUUAUUCACUAAUCCACAAAUUGUGGUAAAAUGACAACAGAAUAGAAUAUUCUCAGCCAAAUGAAUCAAACUGGAAAAAUUCUGAAAAUCUGAAAUGUUUUUCAGCUCGGAUACAUCACUCUAUCAUUUUCAAUCUCCCGCUCAGUUCUAACUCUCCUGUUGUUACUGGUUCAUUUUUUGUAUCUGCCUCAUCUCUCAUUAAUGAGAUGAAAGAAAAUAAAUUGAUGUGGAUGGAUAGCUUUACAAAUUAAAGUGUUGCGCAAUAGGUUGGCGCCAUAUAAACGCCAAAAAAUAAUAACACUAAGAAUAAUAAAAUGCAUGCUCACUGCAAAAUGCUCUGUUUGCUAAAUUAAUUUGAAUAUAAUAUUGAACCUGAUGGGCUUUUGUAUUUUUUUUUAAGGUAUUUAAUUAUGCAAUGUAUGCUUUUAUGUGAAUUUAUGGCAUCCAGCCCAUCAUCAGCCACAGUAAUAAAUUCUCCACAUUAUCGGUGCGGCCCCAUCAGAUAAUUUGGCCUAAACAUAUAUACAUGCAUUAUGCAUAUAUCAAUCGUUCGCCAGCCACAUACCUACAAAUCAUAAUUUGACAGUCAUUCCCAACUUUGCUGGGGCCCUGCCGUUCUGCCCUAUUUGACCAGAUUAUGGUUUGGCCUGCUUUGGUUUAUACUAUCUGAUAUCCCUAUAUAUGCGUAAUGUCAGGUUACAUAUCAUUUAUUAAAGUUACAAGGUACUAUAUGGCUAAGCAUUUUCAUCUGGUAAUUGUAACGGCACCCUCAACAUCAAAUAGUCAAACCGCCGUUUAGUUAAUCCUCCCCGCUCGCACUGCUGUAAACACCAUUCGUAUAGACUCCCCUCGUACGAACUGCAAGUAGGGGAAGGCGCUAACCUCACGAACGGGACCUGUAUGGAUACUCCAGCUCUCGAGCGGUAAACCCACGAAUCGCUGCUAACAGCCGAAUCAAUAUAUCUCCCAAGCGGCUUACGGUUCCAGCAAUCAGUCGCUAUUCGUGUGUAGUAAAUCCCCCCACUAACGAGACCAAGCUCCGCAUUGAGGGUAAAACAAGAACUGGGCUUACUGUGGGCUACCCGCCCGUAUUUAUGCAGGUCUCCCACUUGGACACACCAAAUGGGAGACUGUAAUGGCAGAUGGACAUACAGCAUUUCAGGACAUACAGGCACAUAAGAUUCCCAGCAUGCAUCAUGGUUUCAUCCUCUCUGCCCUGGAGAUAAUUGAGAAGUAAUUCAAUUAUCUCCCAGGACAGAGGCAAAUCGCCAUUUUAGAUGAAACAUAAAAACCACAUAAAAAUACAUAAUUAUACAACUACCGAAUAUACUCCAUUCGUGCAACGUAUCCCCAGAUAGCCUGGAUCUGAGUGCAUAUUCUUAGCGAAUAGCGCUCAGAUCCCAUACGCAUAGUUCAAUCGCCAUGGAGUCAAAGUCUUUUACAGUCUUUCGGUAUGCGAUUGACUCCAUGGGAAGGCUAUCUGGGUUAAGUCCAUUCGUGUAGUCCAAACUCCCGAACGGCCGGUGUUCGCAUGCUUUUGUCGACUGAGAAGGGCGAUCUGUGAUUUUAGUGGUGUUCGGCAGAAAAAGUGUCCGUUUUUAGUUCCAUGGAAUCUGUGCCGAACACCGCUGGUCCUUCGAACGGUUUAAAAUGGCCGCCGUCUCGUGGUCGAAAUACAAACGACGACCACCCUGUAUUUGGUUAUAAUUGAGAGGUGUCUGCGGUUAACCACAAAGUUCUAAUUGGGAUCAAGAGGUUAACCAGCAGCACACUUCUCUUCUGGGUGGCCGUCCGUUCGGUAAGUUCAUUUGGUAAAAACGUCAAAUAAACGAACAGGGGCAUACGGACAGGUAAUUUCACGAAAAGAGGCAAAACAGACGAACCAGCAAUCUUAGUCUAUACAGAUGGUUCUGUCACAGUAAUCAAUUACACAGUUGACAUUAUUAUUUCUAUGUACUUUCAUGCCUCAUUCAGCCUACAGCAUAUAACAAUUUAUAACUGUAUGAACAAGUUGUCAAUCCUAUAUGGUUCUCUAAUAAAAAUAAAUCUGUUUAUGGUAUGUUCUAAUAUAUAUGAUAGGUUCUGUAAUAAUAAGUUGCCUUGGCCUUUCCAGGCAAUAUGCGUUUUAUUUGCAUGAUCACAUUUGACUAGCCGUCACUAAACUAGCAUAGGAGGGAUAGUUACAUCCACUUUUACAAUCUAUAAAUAUAUAGACCACCCGGUUACGUUACUGUUUUAUUAAAUUAGAAUCAUUCUUAAAAGUAUUAUAUUCUUCUUUUUUUUUUUUUUUUUAAGUAAUUGGCCCUCAUUGCAGCCUCACAUCCGCUACAAACAUCGGACCCUCACUGGGCAAUCCUUCCAUCUCACUAAAACGGUACCUAUUCAUUAACUUUACAAACACAUUCAGCAUUUCAUAUGGCUAUAUCAUAACAGAUUACAAUGCGCUUACUGGGCAUACAUACAUCUGGCGCUCAUUUGGCCUUGCUACUUCAAUAUACCAUACAUUACGAUCACUACCAUAUGAUCACAACCUAACGUCACACUUACAAAUACCGAGACAAUCUUGAGACAUACUACUAAUAGUGCAAGAUACGUAGAUUCUCCAAUAUACAACCUAUACAUUACAUGGUCCUGCAAGGCCAACACUCAUCCUCACGCAGAGGUAUUUGCCCAUCGGCCUAACUCAUAGUUAGAGCCUUGCAAUACCCGGUCUGGGUUUAUAGUCAGGCCCUCACCAGUCAUGGACAAUCAUAUAGAGUUUGUUACAAGUCACCGAGAGGCCAACGUUCCCACCACAUUGUUUUGGUUGGUCGGCCCCAUGGCCAAAUGAUAGUUAGUGCCUCUCACACCCGUUUAUCAAUUAGCAGGGCCUCAUAUUUCCAUUGUUUAGUUAAUUUCUUUGCCACUCGGCACUUAGUAAGUUGCCAGUUGAAUUAGAGUUGCACGCUCAACAACUUCUCUUACAAUAUUUACAUGAUCUCAUUUGUCAUAGUAUGUCUCACACCUCAGAACAAGGUGAGGAUUUCUCCCUCCCCAGGACACCAGCUAGACCCUUCACACCUGCCAGGCCAAGCACACCGGUGGAGAGCCAGGAACCCCCCAUCCCAGUUCUCUGCGAUUCUGGACCAUUCCAAAGAUUGCAGCCAAGCUAAGGCAUAGAGACAUACCAUUACUAGCUAUAGCUAGGAAAGCUGAACUAUACAGACUUGUUAUGGCUAACCCAGACACUCCCCAACCAGGGAAGGAGACAAGUCUAUAAUGCAUGCUAUGAUAACAUCCAUACUAUCCGGGGCCGUCCAGUCCAUUUUGCCGCCCCGGCCGUUAGGGGCCAGGCCGCCUCUGCUGCAUAUAUAAAUGCAGCAGACUGAUCUGGUGAAUGCUAGAAACCUUGUGCUCCCCCAUCUUCCGUUUGAGCAUGCCCCACAGGUGUUCAAUAGGGUUUAGGACUGGAGACAUGCUUGUCCAGUCCAUCACCUUUACCUUCAACUUCUUUAUCAAGGCAGUGGUCGUCUUGGAGGGUUGUCUUCAGCCCAGUCUCCGAAGGGAGGGUAUCAUGCUCUGCUUCAGUAUGUCACAGUACAUAUAUAAUGAACUGUAGCUCCCCAGUGCCGACAGCACUCAUGCAGGCCCAGACCAUGACACUCCCACCACCAUGCUUGACUGUAGGCAAGAUUACACACUUGUCUUUGUACUCCUCUCCUGGUUGCCACCACACAUGCUUGACAUCAUCUGAAACAAAUAAGUUUAUCUUGGUAACAUCGGACCACAGGACAUGGUUCCAGUAAUCCAUGUGCUUAGUCUACUUGGCUUCAGCACACUGUUUGCGGGCUUUCUUGUGCAGCAUCUUUAGAAGAGGCUUCCUUCUGGGACAACAGCCAUGCAGACCAAUUUGAUGCAGUGUGCGGCAUAUGGUCUGAGCACUGACAGGCUGACCCCCCACCCCUUCAAUCUCUGCAGCAAUGCUGGCAGCACUCAUACGUCUUUUUCAGAAAGACAACCUCUGGAUAUGACGCUGAGUAUGUGCACUCAACUUCUUUGGUCAACCAUGGUGAUGCCUGUUCUGAGUGGAACCUGUGAAAUUGCUGUGUGAUCUUGCCCACCGUGCUGUAGCUCAGUUUCAGGGUCUUGGCAAUCUUCUUAUAGCUUAGGCAAUCUUUAUGUAGAGCAACAAUUCUUUUUUUCAGAUCCUCAGAGUUCUUUGCCAUGAGGUGCCAUGUUGAACUUCCAGUGAACAGUAUGAGAAAGUGUGAGAGCGAUAACACCAAAUUUAACACACCUGCUCCCCAUUCACACCUGAGACCUUGUAACACUAACGAGUCACAUGACACCGGGGAGGGAAGUUUGGCUAAAUGGGCCCAAUUUGGAAAGGACAGCAAAUUUACAUUUAUACAGGCUGUACACUUACUACUUGUAGCAGAGUGUCAUUUCUUCAGGGUGGUCACAUGAAAAGAUAUCAUAAAAUAUAUACAAAAAUGUGAGAGGUGUACUCACUUUUGUGAGAUACUGUAUAUAUGUUUGAGUUAAAGCUUCCUUAUGUAUGUGUAUCAAGUACUUUGAUCUGCUUGUCUAAGGAAGAAGAUGUGGCAUUGUAUUGCCCUCACCAUGUGGUGGCGCUGUGAUAACAUUCUUCUUUCUCUCCCCAGACUUCCAACACAAUGUCCUGGGCUCUGUAUAAUCUGGCACAAAACACGGAGAUACAGGACCAGCUUUAUAAAGAGGUGACAGGGAUUGUUCCAGGAGAAACUAUACCCACUGCGGAGGACAUCGCGAAGAUGCCACUGCUGAAGGCUGUCAUUAAAGAAACACUGAGGUAGGUUCUCUUUGAAUUUAGUCACAAUGCCCAUCACAUUUAUAGGAACACUGGGGUAAUGUAGUUUCUGUAAGAUCAAGUACAUAUAUGAAAAAAAAAACAUAAAUGAAAAAGUCACAUAACUACUGUUGCAAAAAAAAAAAAAAGUGAACUUGAAGUUAAAAAUCUUUCUGUUGUCAUUAUGAAACUCCUGAACGUCAUUCACCUCCCACAGCCGCUUCCUGUGAGUGCCUUGUGAACUGAACGUCUGAAUGGGAAAAUUCAAGCUAUAACAGUGAAAGUAGGAGAAUUGUGCGGAAUCGGAUAUUUCCUUACUUGAAAUUUGCCAUUCGAAUCUGAAUUCACUACAGUUAGAUUUCAGAGAAUACACUCACAGCAUUCUCAGUCAAUCUGUGAGCUAGAAUUAGAUGUUUAGAAGAAAACAAAAUAGAAAAAUGUAUUUGUUUUUUAAAACACAUUUUUAGAAAUCUGUCCAAUGUUUAGUUAUGAUGAUACAGAUCCAAAGAAUGAUUAAAGGUAACAUUUACAAGAGAAUGGAUUCAUUUAUUGUGCUGUCUGUUUUUAGGAUGUUCCCCGUUGUGCCAAUCAAUGCCAGAGUUGCUGUUGAGAACGAUAUAAUCCUGGGGGAUUUUUGCUUCCCAAAAGGAGUAAGUGAAAUGUAUCAAUGUGCAGUGAGUGGCACACCCACAACACUGAAGGCAUCUCCCACUUAGAAUCACAUUAAAUGCCAGUAGUUAUUGUUACCAUCGUAUACCUUGUAUUAACAGGAUAACCUUUCUUAGUUCCCCAAGCACAUUACUUGUAGUGCGGCAGCUGCUUCCGCUGUACAACUAUUUCAGAGCAUAUUAUAGGAGGACUGUACUGCCACAGAGACAUGCAGCGUGGAAAUACCAUAUGAAAGUAGUUUAAUUCAUGAUUAACAUAUGAGAUUAGUUCUGAGGUAUUUCCCCGUCUUGGGAAUAGAGACACGGAGUGGGUGAAACUAUUCUGAUGAUAAUCUAUACUGUUAUUGAAUCAGCUAUUCAUCCAUUAUGGAGUACAGGCCAGUGAGACCUUGGCUACAAUAACAUCAAUCUCAGUCACCAAUGAGGCAAACAGUAACAUUACUACAGUGGGGGAAAAUUAACCCCUUAGUACAGGUUAUAAGCCACCCAGUUCUUGAAUUCUAUAAAUUUGUCAGUAAAAUAUUGUGAGCGUAAAGGUGGAAUAGUGGUUGAUGGGAGAUACAUCAGACCUGAUUUGCUAAACAGCAACCAGAGGAUUUUCAGUUAAAUGCCCCAGGGAGAGAGGUUAAAGUUUGCAAUAUGCAUAGCUGAUGCUCUGCAAAACCUGGUAUGGGUCCCUGGGGUGGAGUAUUUGGAGAGCAGGGUGGGCCAAUGCUCCAACAGCAUUAGUUGCUGUGUAACAGACCACUAUUUGGAUCUGACUUACGAGUUAGUUAAUUGGCACUCACCUGUAGCCAGUCAAUUAGUAGACAGGCCUUAAAAAGAAGAGGGCAGCCUGCUGCAGAGUGAGGGAGAAAAAGACAGCUAGGAGAGAUUCUGUUUAUUGCAAAGCCAUUUCUUUUGUUUGGAAAAUUGGUAAGUGGGAAAGCCACCCAAUUGCAGAUAGUAAUUCAUGUCUAGUAAGAGCUCAAGUAAGAGCAAGGGAUUUUGUUUGUUUUUGUUAUUAUUUAAGCACCUGUUUCUUACUGAAUAAAAAGGAAAACUGAGCUGAAUGUGUCCUGGACUUUGUAUACCCUAGAAGGCUGUAGUUACUGCAAGAUCUGUGACAAUCCUACCUAUAAAAGAGGUGGUUUGUUACAUAUGGUGGAGAAUGCGGGCAGCCACGUAAGCCUGAGGGUAGAAGUCAUUUAAAGCUCAACAUGGAGGAUGUUAUCAAGGCUCUGAUCCAAUCCACCUCUGUGCAACAGGAGGCUAACAGGAGAGCUGCAGAAAACAGUGCAGCCCUGCAGCAACUGGUGCUGGCCCAGGCAGAGUGUGCUAAAGUCCUGGCCAAAACACAAAUGGAGUGCACUGAGUCCUUGGUGAAACAGCUUGUUGUGACACAAGCGGAGAUGUUUAAAGUAGCCCGUGAGGAGCAGCAAAAAGUCACCCAGGGACUACAACAGGAAAUCCAAGCUAUCUCUGAAAAACUGAAUGGAGACCCUGAUGGAAGAUACCAGGGGCCAAAGGUGAUUCGGGCGAGCCACUAUCUUCAGAAAAUGACCGCAUCAGAUGAUGUUGAGGCGUACCUUCUGGCAUUUGAGCGCACUGCUGAGAGGGAGGGAUGGCCGGCUGGUGAAUGGGCAAGCAUACUGGCACCGUUCCUAAGUGGAGAGCCGCAGAAGGCAUAUUAUGACCUAGAACCAGCCGAUGCAAGUAUCUACAGCAAAUUGAAAGCUGAAAUCUUGGCACGACUGGGUGUAACCUCUGCAGUACGUGCCCAAAGGUUCUACUCAUGGUCAUAUUCUUCAGACAAAGCCACACGUUCCCAAAUGUUUGACCUCAUACACCUUGCACGGAAAUGGUUACAACCUGAAAUCCAUUCAGCUAGCCACAUUGUGGAAACCUUAGUUAUGGACCGGUUUUUGCGUGGUUUACCAGCUUCCUUGCGUCGCUGGGUCAGCCAAAGUGACCCCCAUACAGCUGACCAACUGAUUGUCUUGGUGAACCUGUGGCUGAUUAGCUCAACAAAAUGACCUUAUUUUUGGGGUGCUGAAGGUCCGUUAAGGAACCGAUUUUAGGGUUGUAUCAUCGAUGACUGCGAGAAGGCUGCAGCCGGAUUAGAUCUGUGUCUCCAGAUUGGUUUGUGGAAAGUCUGGAAUUUACUACAUGUUCUAAUUUUUAAACUGAUCUUUCGUACUGCUGAACACGGGAGGUUUCAGCUUUUGAUGGCAUUAGAAUUGGCAUUAGAAUUGUGUUAUAAAUGUGUAGGAGAACAUUUUAAGUGUUAUGAGUAUGCAAUUAUUCUAAAUGUUUUGGAGUUGAAUUGUGGCAGUUGAUAUCAAUAAGCAUUUAGUGAUAAUAAUAUUACUAAAUAUUGGUAGCCUGGUUUGAAGGAUUAUCUGAGGUUUAUUGGAUUUGUGGAGUGCACAUUUUGGAUUUCGGCAAAUACCUGAGCAUAUUUGUAUUCCAGUAUUAUUUAACCUUUUGAUGGUGGGGUGAUUGGAUGUUAGAUGUAAUGUGCAAAUAGCAUAGAAAGUGCUUUCAUAUCUAGAUACCUAAGGUGGGAAAUAACCCUGUGAUAUAAAAUAAGGGCCCCCUCUAGGGGUCCCAUAACAACUGUGAAAUUGGGGGUGACACCGAGCAUCCCGAGGUUUGGAGGGGUUACUCCUGGAGGCCCCGGUAUGAAAGGGAAGGAGGAGGGUGGUAGUGGGGGACGCCCCUCGGGGGUGAGUGGGAGUACAGGAGGGAUUGGGGGAAGCCCAGAGAAAAGUGUUAGUGCCCAGGAGCUUAAGGAGCAAGGCAAUCGUCUGUUUGUGGCUCGCAAAUAUCAGGAGGCGGUGUCCUGUUAUAGCAAAGCAAUAACCCGGAACCCCUCCAUUGCUGUCUACUAUACAAACAGAGCUCUAUGCUACCUGAAAAUGCAGCAGCUGGAUAAGGCCCUGGCAGACUGCAAACAUGCCCUGGAGUUGGAUUGCCAGUCUGUGAAGGCUCACUUCUUCUUGGGGCAGUGCCAGAUGGAACUGGAUAAUUACGACGAGGCCAUCGGCAAUCUGCAGAGAGCAUAUAACUUGGCCAAAGAGCAACGGCUAAAUUUUGGAGAUGAUAUCCCCAGCGCACUGAGGAUUGCCAAAAAGAAACGUUGGAACAAUAUAAAGUCAGACAACCAGGAAGAAGAAAGCCUGAACAGUUGUAUCAUAUAAAUCUGUUAAAGCCAUGGAAGGACAGGGAGGUCCUGGUUGCUUUAAAAACUUCAGUACCUCCUAUAGUAGAGCCAGAGGUGAACGUAUCUGAGACUCUGUCUGUACAUCAAAAGCAAGAGGUCAGAGACUUCAUCAGAAGAAAUAGGGAUGUUUUCUCGGUAGUUCCAGGAAAGACUAAGGUGAUUAAACAUGACAUAAUAACCGAACCAGGGAAAAGAGUUAAUCUCAAACCCUAUAGAAUUCCUGAGGCCCGGAGGGAGGUUAUAAGCUUAGAGGUUGAGAGCAUGUUAAAACUUGGAGUCAUUGAAGAAUCCCAGAGUAACUGGAGUAGUCCUAUUGUAUUGGUGCCAAAACCUGAUGGCACAUGGAGGUUCUCUAACGACUACCGCAAGUUAAAUGCCAUCUCAAAAUUUGAUGCUUACCCAAUGCCCAGAGUUGAUGAUGAGUUAAUAGAAAGGCUGGGUAAAGCUAGUUAUCUAACAACCUUGGAUUUAACAAAGGGUUACUGGCAGGUCCCUCUCACUGAAAGAGCCAAAGAAAAGACAGCCUUUUCAACACCCAGUGGCCUGUUUCAGUACACUGUAUUGCCAUUUGGGUUACAUGGGGCACCUGCCACAUUCCAACGAAUGAUGGACAGAAUUCUUAAACCUCAUGUUCGUUAUGCUGCAGCAUACUUUGAUGAUGUCGUCAUCCACGGUGCAGACUGGGAAUCCCACCUCCCCAAAGUUCAAGCGGUGCUUGAUGCUAUCCGCUCAGCGGGCUUAACUGCCAAUCCUUCCAAGUGUACGAUUGGUUUAGAGGAAGCUAAGUACUUAGGUUAUUCUAUUGGGAGGGGUUUGGUUAAACCACAGGAAGCCAAAGUAGAAGCCAUACAAAAAUGGCCACAUCCCCUUACAAAGAAACAAGUAAAGGCAUUUCUGGGUUUAAUUGGAUAUUUUAGGCGGUUCAUUCCAGAUUUUGCUACCAUUGCUGCACCCCUAACAGACCUUAUUAAAGCAAAAUCCCCAGUCAUAGUUAAAUGGUGCCCUGAGGCAGAAAAGGCUUUUAAGAGUCUGAAGGAAGCUAUCUGUAGCCAUCCUGUCUUGGUGACCCCAGAUUUUUCCAGGAACUUUAUAGUUCAGACAGAUGCUUCUGAUGUUGGCUUGGGGGCUGUUCUUUCACAGGAAUACCAGGGUGAAGAACACCCGGUUUUCUUUUUGAGCAGGAAGUUAAACCCACAUGAGAAGAACUACUCUAUUGUUGAAAAAGAGUGUCUUGCUAUUAAGUGGGCAUUAGACUCUCUUAAAUACUACCUGCUAGGCAGAAAGUUCCGAUUGAUAACUGACCAUGCACCUCUGACAUGGAUGUAUCAGAACAAGGAAAAUAACUCCAGAGUAACCAGAUGGUUUUUGAGUUUACAAUCUUUUAAUUUCACUGUGGAACACAGGGCUGGUCUGCAACAAGGUAAUGCUGAUGGGUUUUCGAGGGUACACUCCCUGAUUUCCAUGGUCGCUCAAACCCAUGGGUAUGAGCUGGGGGGGAGGAUAUGUGAGCGUAAAGGUGGAAUAGUGGUUGAUGGGAGAUACAUCAGACCUGAUUUGCUAAACAGCAACCAGAGGAUUUUCGGUUAAAUGCCCCAGGGAGAGAGGUUAAAGUUUGCAAUAUGCAUAGCUGAUGCUCUGCAAAACAUGGUAUGGGUCCCUGGGGCGGAGUAUUUGGAGAGCAGGGUGGGCCAAUGCUCCAACAGCACUAGUUGCUGUGUAACAGACCACAAUUUGUAUCUGACUUAAGGGUUUACUAAUUGGCACUCACCUGUAGCUAGUCAAUUAGCAGACAGGCCUUUAAAAGAAGAGAUCAGCCUGCUGCAGGGUGAGGGAGAAAAAGACAGCUAGGAGAGAUUCUGUUUAUUGCAAAGCCAUUUCUUUUGUUUGGAAAAUUGGUAAGUGGGAAAGCCACCCAAUUGCAGAUAGUAAUUCAUGUCUAGUAAGAGCUCAAGUAAGAGCAAGGGAUUUUGUUUGUUUUUGUUAUUAUUUAAGCACCUGUUUCUUACUGAAUAAAAAGGAAAACUGAGCUGAAUGUGUUCUGGACUUUGUAUACCCUAGAAGGCUGUAGUUACUGCAAGAUCUGUGACAAUCCUACCUAUAAAAGAGGUGGUUUGUUACAAUAUAUAUAAAAUACAAGAUAAUGGGGUGCAUAUCAGAUUACCCGUACUUUGUUCAUUACAUUUCACAGGUAAUAUAGUUAUGAUUUCAGUUAAUCCUAUCUAGUUUAUGGUCCAUGCCACAGGGAGUUUCCCAUCUGUGAAAUAUUCUUUGUAAUUGAAGGCAUUAACAAAUGUACAAUGCCAUGCUGCCCCUUCAGACACGUUCACAUGUUUUUUUGUCUAUUUGCAGACCCUCUUUGCCCUGGCUCACUAUCUUACAGGUCGAGAGGAUGGCAACUUUCCUGACCCCAACAAAUUCAUUCCUCAACGAUGGUUUCGGGAUGAGCGAGUCAAGAAUAACCCUUUCAGUUCAAUUCCUUUCGGGUAUGGCGUUCGAGCCUGUGUAGGACGGCGGAUCGCAGAGCUGGAAAUGCACUUGGCGUUAUCUCGGGUAAAUGCGCAAUACGACCAUAUUUAUUGCUGAGGUCAUACCGACCUAAACCGCUAUGUCUCUCAUGAAACAUAAUGACAUAAUAUAUGCAAUAUUGUAUCUGCAAAAAUGUUUUAAUGAAUCUUUAAACAAUCAUUAUUAGAUUUACUGAUCCCUUAUAUUCAACACUUAUGUGUUUUGUGAGGUCUGAAAAAAAAUAGAAUUAAAUGUAGAAAUCCACACCUCUUCAUCCUGUACCAGGACUCCUCCAUCUUAGCUCAAUGUCCAUCAUUGUUAUCAAUGUUGAUCUUUUUACCUGGUAGUGAGUAUACAGAAAGUAUAUAAAGAAGAGGAAAUAGAAAUGAUACAAUGUUUCUAUUUUUGCUCCUCAUUUGCAUUGUGUGCCCUGGCUUUGCCUUAUCUGAACUGGAUUAUGAUGUAAUUUGCUAAAGUCUGUCUGUGUGUGUGUGUGUGUCAUCACAUGACAUAAGGUUAGUGGACUUUGUAAGUGAUUUUAAAUUUUAUUCCAUGGUGUUCACUUUAACAGUUCACUUUAACCCUAAUAAGUGUGCCUGAUAAAUAUGACCAUGCAGCUACAUAUUGCAGACAGUAACUCUGCUGCGUUGAAAUAUUGUCUCUGAAACGUUCCUGGCUAAACCUGUAUCUGGGUCAGAGAUCAGUCUAGUUAAUCAUAUCAAUACACAACUUUUACAACCUGCAGAGAAUAACAGCAACUUUGCUUUUUCACUUAAUGAUAUCACUAAGGGGGGAUGCAUGCAUGCCGUGUCAAUGUGCUGAGCUGAGACUUGCUGCCCGCUGAGAGACAUCAAUGGAACCCUGACACAGGGGAUACAGGGUAUGAGAGAGGCUGCAGGGUGAGAGGAAGGGCAGGAUGUAAGAGGUGACAUGGGGCUGAAAGGUGAGAGGGGGAGCAGUGGCUGCUGGGUGAGAGGUGAGGAGGGGGGUCCUAGUGGGAGUGCUGGGUGGAGGGACAGAAGCUUCUAGGUUAGAGGGGGAAAUAGAGGAUGGAGCGUAUGAGAGGGGGAGACAGGGAAUGCAGGGUACGAGAAGGGGAGACAGGGAAUGCAGGGGAUGAGAAGGGGAAACAGAGAAUGCAGGGUAUGAGAAGGGGAGACAGGGAAUGCAGGGUAAGAGGGGAUUAGGGGCUGCAGGGUGAGAGGGGGACAGGGGCUGCAGGGUAGGGGCUGCAGGGUGAGAGGGAACAGGGGCCGGUGGGAGUGGAGGGCUGCAGAGGAGAGGGGUAGGGGGCUGCAGGGGUGAGAGGGGGGGACAGGGGCUGCAGGGUGAGAGGGAGACACAGGGGCUGCAGGGGUGAGGGGCAGGGCUGCAGGGUGAGAGGGGGGCAGGGGCUGCAGGGUGAGAGGGAGACAGGGGCUGCAAUGUGAGAGGGGGGCAGGGGCGGCAGGGUGAGAGGGUGGGCAGGGGCUGCAGGAUGAGAGGGGAAGACAUGAGGAAGGGGAACAUGGGGCAAUAAAACUUACUAGCAUACUCCCCCAUCCCUCUUCCUUACCUUGAUCCUUGGCAGGAGAGGACGCUGGAGAGGAAUUAUUUUCCCUGGUGAUCCAGUGGAAGAAGAUCUUUGAUCACCCCACCGCACAGAGCUCCCUCUAUGGGCCAGAGGUCAGAUAGCACUAGCCCUAAAGGGGCCGGUCGGGGAGAUCCUUUGAUCUCCUCUGUCAGACUCUGCCUAUGGCCAUCGCGGCCCACCGGCAUAGUGCAUAGUGGAUGGAGGUGGGGGAGAGCCGCUGAGAAAUUUACAAAGACACAGUAUCAGUGGGAUAUUGGUAAUGGAAGUGAAUGUAUAUUAUAUAUGUUUUGUGGGCGGUUAUAUUGCACAGAGAAGUAGAAUUUAUAGAGUCAAUAUAAUAAAACAGGUGGAUUUAAGUAUCAUUGGUCUAGAAUGCUAGAUUGAACAGGUCUGUAUUUUUUUUUUUUUUUUUUAAAUCAAUAGAUAUAGGUUUUAAUGGGAUUUGAUAACUUAGAUAAAAUGGUGCGUUCUAUGAAACAUAAUAAAGUAGGGAAAAUAAUGAUACCCUCCUCCCCCCUCCCUUUAGGAGAUCAUCACAGGAAAGUAUAAAUUUGAGGAGGUUUUUUAUAGUAAUAUCACUUUAAUUAUUAAUUGUCUAUGGAACACACAUACAACAUGCACUGUGAGUUUAUACACAAUAGUAUUAUUUUUCUGAACUACUACAUCAGUUUUGCAUUGUGUAUAUUUGAAGUGCUCUUGCAGUAGAUUGUUGGAGUGCACUGUUUAGUUUCUGGCACAUUGGAAUUGGUGUGGGGAUAAGUAAGAUAGAACGGUCAUAUUUUGGAUGUGAAGGGAAAGGUUGGACUUUAUAUUAUAAGUGAGGACCCCCGGGAUAACUGGGAUGUGUGUGUGUGUGUUUAUUUUUUUCUCUCCUCUAGAGGUGGGGGGAGGUUGGGGGGGACACACACCAAGGGAAAUUGUACAGGUUGCGAGGGGAGAGAUCGGGAAGUGUGAGGGAAGGGAAAGAGAAGGGAAUACAAUAAAAAAAAAAUCAUGAUUUACUAUAGAACAGACACAGGGUAUGCAUUGUGAGUUUAUAUAUAACAGUAUUAUCACUGUAAUUGUUUGGUUUUGCCAUUUUUGUAUUUUUCUGAAUUGUGCUUACCACAUCACUUUAGCAUGGUACUGAACAUCAGAUAUUUAUCUAAAAGUCAUUUUAAAACUCUAUUGAAUUGUGUUUAUUUUAAAACAUUUAACAUAUUUUGGAUUAUUUUCUGUAAAUGAAUGCGGUAUUACCCUUUAAUCCCAGGUUGUUGUCCUUGCUGUUAACCAAUGCUAAUCCUUAUCUGAGUGUUUGUGUGACAAUUCUUCUUUCUUUGACAGAUUAUGCAGAAGUAUGAGGUGAAACCCGACCCCAAGGGUGGAAACAUUAGAGCCAUGGCCAGGCUAGUCUUGGCGCCAAAUAAACCCAUAAACUUGCAGUUUCUGAAGAGGAUGCCACUGUCUCCAUCAUGA